UUAGAUUUCUAUAUUUAUACAUUUGAAGUAUCCAAGUACUUAUGGUUCAAGUAGGUUCAUAUUAUGCACUUCCGUUACUAGGAGGGUACUUAACGAAAAUUUAUAUUAGGUCGAAAGCUAAUUAAUUUAUCGGCAAGGGGUACACAUUCAGACUUUUAAUGCAAUUCAUUCGAACGGUUCGGUACGUUAUCCAUACUUUAUGCAAAUCUUACGAGUGUAGGUCGCGAAGAGGAAGAAGUUUGACCAGUAAAUCUCGUAUGCGAAAUGGUAAUCCGCAAUAACUAAUUUCAGUGUAUCUGCCAUUCAGAGAAGCUGCACGGUAUUUUAGCAGUCGUAAGAACUGGGUCGAAAUUCCAUGUCAAAUAUCGUGCUUGCUUGUUACUAGUAUACUACCUACUUUCCUAGUGCGCUAGAUGAGACAGUGAAUCUGAUUGAGAGAGCGAUAUCGAAAAUAUUAAUAGAUAAGAACAAGAUAAUUAAAAGUCCUCCAUUAAAAGCCGUAACUAUAAAUACCGACCGUACUGUAGGCAAGUGACAUAAUUUAAUCUUUCUUUAGCAUAAUGUUAGUCUUAUUAUUUGUGUUACUUUUCACUGGACAGUUGCUAGUAAACUCCGCCAACGGAAUAAGCUAUCGCCUACCACAAGAAGUUAGGCCUUUAAAAUAUGAUUUGGAAAUUAGACCUGACUUUCAAAAUGAUAUUUUCACUGGUGAUGUAUCCAUCCUAGUUAUAGCCAACAAGAACGCCAGCACGAUUACUCUUAACCAACUGGGACUGAAAAUGCCGCCAAAGGAAACAGUUCUCGUGUUAGGAAUUACCAUGAAUGAGACAGUAACUGUUGCAUCAGUUGGACCAGGCGAAUCCGAAGAUCAGCAUUUUUUUAUAAUUACUCUUGCAGCUCCAUUAGUUACUGGUCACAACUAUUUAGUUAAAAUACCAAAUUUUCAGGGAGCUUUCACGUCUGAUAACCAACAUGGGUUUUAUUACGCACGCUACGUAGAUGAUUUAGGAAACCAUAAAACUUUUGCAACGACCCAGUUCGAACCUGUGUUUGCUCGUAAAGCAUUUCCUUGCUUCGACGAGCCUGAUCUUAAGGCAAAAUUUAACUUGGUUGUAAAAAGGCCGAGUAGUAAUUAUAUAUCCGUGUCCAACACCCCAAGAGAUGAAAAUUUAUCUAAUGGCCUAACAGAUGUAUUUGAGGAAACCGAGCUGAUGUCGACAUACUUAGUCACAUUUAUUAUAUCCGAAAUGGAAUUUUCGAAAUUGUUUGAACGUCAUCGAGUAUUGGCGCCAAAAUACGAACUGGAGAAAGGACGUCAUUCAUAUUCGUUAAAUGCAAGUUAUCACGUUCUCAACGAAAUGGAAAGAUACACCGAGAUUCCGUACACGUUUAAGAAGUUGGACCACGCGUCAAUUCCCAAUAAAUACUAUUCUGCUGGGGCCAUGGAAAACUGGGGACUUAUAACUUAUAGAGACGAUAUCUUGUUACUGUCUCCAAGUAGUAGUGUCCCUUAUAGGCGACAAGCCGUCACUGUGAUCUCUCAUGAAAUAGGACAUCAGUGGUUUGGGAAUUUAGUUUCACCUAAAUGGUGGGAUUAUAUUUGGUUAAAUGAAGGUUUUGCAAACUAUUUUGAAAACUAUUUGGCAGAUAAGGUUGAACCAGACAUGGACUUGUGGAAAAGAUUUAUUAUUUUCACGGGCAAAAAUGCAAUGGUUUAUGACGGUAACCCAGAAUACUCAAGGCCCAUGACUUUCUCAGUAGAAGAGCCUUACAACAUAAUGCCACUCUUUGAUAUAAUAGCUUAUAUGAAAUCUGGCGCAGUUAUUAGAAUGCUAGAAAAUAUGGUUUCGCGGAAAAUUUUCCGACAAGGCUUGGUUUACUAUUUGAAAGAGAUGCAAUACAAUGGAGCAACGCCGCAUGACCUGUACAAAAAUAUUCAAAGAGCUUUAAACGAAUCUACCCACUCCGCUUUGCCCUCAUCAAUGACGGUUGAAAGUAUAAUGACAACUUGGGAUUCAGUUAGCAGCUUUCCGCUUGUAACAGCUACCAGAAGUUAUGGCAAUAUAACAGAUAACGUUUAUCUCAAACAGAGAGUUUACAAUAACUACCACAACCAAGGUGCCUUGGGCAACUGGGCGAUACCAAUAAAUUACGCGACCAAACGAAAUCAUUCCUUUGAAAACACUUCUCCGACGGCCUGGCUUACGAGACCAUCAGGAACAAUUACGGUUUCACAAUUAGGCGAUGACGAUUGGUUUAUACUGAACGUACAACAAAGUGGAUAUUACCGAGUUAAUUACGAUAGUAGAAACUGGGAGUUAAUUAGUGACGCACUAAAAAAAGAUCAUCGGGUUAUUCAUCCAUUGAAUAGAGCUAAAUUAUUGGAAGACAGCCUUUACCUAGGACUCACAGGUGAUCUUUCACCCGAAAUAUUUUCCAAAGUAUCAGAAUACGUUGUAAAUGAAGAAGAUCCCUUAGUCUUAGCUGUCGUCCAAACUACUUUUGCUGAAAUGGAUAACAAGUUCUACUAUGCCAAAGGUCAAAGCGAUUUCAAGGAUCGAGUCAUUUACCUUCUUCGAGGUGCAGUUAGCCGUUUAACAUUCGAUGAAAAAUUAAAUGACAGUCCAAGUGAAAAGGAAGCGCGCGCCAGUGUAAUAUUUUGGUUGUGUAAAAUGGGCCACAUGGAAUGUAGAACCAAAUCAUUAGCUAAAUUUUCCGCAUGGAAAGACAAUAGGGCAUCGAUCUCACCUGAAUUAGAAUCUGCAAUUUUUUGCGGCGCUCUACGUAACAGUAGCCAAAUAGAAUUCGAUUAUUUAUUCGAAGUAUUCACCAAUACUACUGACUAUCAUUUUAAAACUCGUGUUGCUUCUGGCCUGAGUUGUAUGGAAGAUGAGAAAUCGUUGAAACGGUUCUUUGAAUACUGUUUGCAUGAUUGUUCCCCAUCACUACUUGAGCAUGUACUAAGAAAUAUGCAUGCCAGUAGCAAAGUUGGAUUUGAGACGGCAUUAGAUCUAUUUUUCGCGCAUAUUGAACGACUUUCUACCAAGCUAGGCGAUCAAACCCAGUUCAUUGUCGAAGAACUUGCUAGUCGGUCUUACUCUGCUGAACAUGUAUGGAAGUUGAGAAGAGCAAAGUUCCUAUCCAAAUCUGGCACUCUGUUCGAUCGGGCCUUGGCCACAAUGGCAAGAAAUGCAGCGUGGCUUAGUCAAAAUGAAUCCAACGUACUGAGAAUGAUCAAAUGGUAUAAACACUAAUUAGUGUUUCUUCUUAGAAACGGAUGUAUAAAUAAUUCUUACUGUAGUAAUAUACUU
Messenger RNA from Photinus pyralis (common eastern firefly), 3311 nucleotides. RefSeq names its product aminopeptidase N-like. Gene Ontology annotation, biological process: peptide catabolic process; proteolysis. Bases 561 to 3254 code for a protein of 897 amino acids. Gene Ontology annotation, cellular component: cytoplasm. The transcript has 10 exons. The record is from RefSeq and is a predicted model, not a curated record. Gene Ontology annotation, molecular function: peptide binding; zinc ion binding; metalloaminopeptidase activity. Lineage: Eukaryota; Metazoa; Arthropoda; Insecta; Coleoptera; Lampyridae.